Myxocyprinus asiaticus (Chinese sucker) is the source of this 4270-nucleotide messenger RNA. RefSeq names its product ankyrin repeat domain-containing protein 27-like. The coding region runs from base 159 to 3437 and encodes 1092 amino acids. Lineage: Eukaryota; Metazoa; Chordata; Actinopteri; Cypriniformes; Catostomidae. The record is from RefSeq and is a predicted model, not a curated record. The transcript has 29 exons. Gene Ontology annotation, biological process: early endosome to late endosome transport; neuron projection morphogenesis. Gene Ontology annotation, molecular function: SNARE binding; guanyl-nucleotide exchange factor activity. Gene Ontology annotation, cellular component: plasma membrane; tubular endosome; neuron projection.
GAUUGGUCACGUUGAUUUUCGUUGACUCAUCAGGUUUGGUGGUGUUGUGUUUUUGACCUGGAGCGAAAUUCUUCUGCGUUUGCUGUCAAACUUAAGUAAAUGCAACCUCUUUACCACCAUCUUCAUAAUUAUAUGAGGAAUCAGAGUUUGGGACACAUAUGGCUAUGUAUGAUGAGAAUAUCUUGAAGAACCCUUUUUACCUGCAUCUGGAAAAACUCAGACCGGACCUAUUCAACAGAGUGGCAGAACUCCAUGGCAUUAUUCUGGUACCAUGUCGUGGAAGUUUACAAGUUGGCUCCUUGAAGGCAGCUCAGUUUGACAGAUACGUGCUUCAGCCUGCUGAGCAGGGUUACCAGACGCUAGAUGGAAAGGAAGUGUCUAUAGAAAAUAACCAGGUCCGGCUGGCUGCAGAGUCUCCGAAUCCCAUCUCGGUCAAUAUCCUGUUUGAGGAGACAUUUUACAAUGAAAAGGAGCAGGCCUACAGUAUACUAUGCAUUGCACGGCCCCUGGACUCUGACCACGGCCCUGAGACAGUUUUGUCACCAUACUGUCUGAAGAAUAUUGAGGAUGUGAGGGAAUUCUUAGGCCGUCAUGCUGAAAAACUGGACAAGUAUGUGUCCGCCUUCUGCCACUGUUUUAAAGAACAAGAGAGGAAAGGCCUCCGAUACCAAAUAGACUCUGUAAAUACCCUCUACACAAAAUGUCUUCAGUGCCUGUUGAAAGACUCUCAUCUGAAGCUGUUUUUGAAAGAGGAGAUUCAGAUGACUCUACUCAAACAAGCAGUGGAGAUGUACAUCCAUCAUGGCAUCUACGAUCUACUCUUUAGUUUUGUUGGGACUCUUGAAUCAAGUCGGGAUGCAUCAUUUAACAAAAGAACACGUUCCUUAGAGGAUCUGCAGCAGAAAGACCUUGGUGUGAAGUCAGAAUUCAGUAUAAAUAUUCCUCGAGCUAAGCGUGAGUUGAGUCAACUGAAUGUCUGUACAUCUCCACAACAGAAGCUGCUAUGCCUCAGAAAGGUUAUCUACACCAUCAUGCAGUCACCUAGAAACAGAAACACUGCAGUGAACAUUGAGGCCAUUACUGCUGAUGAUCUGCUGCCAGUUAUUCUUUAUCUGUUAAUUAAAACAGAGAUUCCUAACUGGAUGGCGAAUCUGAGCUAUAUAAAGAAUUUUCGCUUCUGUAACUCCAGUGAGGUUGACCUGAGUUACUAUCUUGCCUCAUUUGAGGCCGCUGUGGAGCACUUCAGACAGACAGACUUCACCCAGAGUCCACUGGGAUCACCAGACAGAGUGUCCUUCAGACAGAAGAUGGACCUGCUGUCCCAGAAUGCUGCUACACCUAUAGACUGUCUGUUUGAGCACAUUGUGAGUGGGAACGAGGCAGAGGUGAAGCGUUUGCUGAGUAAAAUUGAGAGUGAGGAAGAAGGGAGGAAGAUGUGUCACCCUCUCUGCUCCUGUGAUACCUGUGACCUCUACAUCUCAGGAAGAUUAAACGACCCUUCGAUAGUCACUCCAUUCUCUCGGGAUGACAGAGGCUACACUCCUCUACAUUUUGUUGCUAUUUGUGGUCAGUCUCGGCUGAUUGAUUUGCUGGUGUCAAAGGGAGCUGUGGUGAAUGCCACUGAUUAUCAUGCACUCACACCACUACACCUUUCCUGCCAGAAGGGCUACCAGGGGGUCACGCUGCUGCUGUUGCAUUAUAAGGCGAACACAGAUGCUCAGGAUAACAAUGGGAACACCCCACUACACUUGGCCUGCAUGUAUGGACAUGAGGAUUGUGUGAAGGGUCUGGUGUAUUUUGACCUGCACUCAUGCAGGCUGAAUGUACAGAAUGAUAAGGGUGACACACCGCUCCACAUUGCCGCCCGGUGGGGUUAUGAGGGCAUCAUCGAGGUGCUGCUGGAGAACGGAGCAUCAACCCUCAUCCAGAACAAAGCCAAGGAGACCCCACUGCACUGCGCCCUCAACUCUAAGAUCUUGUUGUUACUGGAACGCAGCCACAAUGACUCCAGUAAAAGGGAAAAUGGAUUUGAGUCUCCAAGCCGUUCUCCACAGGUGUCUGACUGCAGCAGCAGACGUUCAUCUGUGUCCAGCAACUCAUCAGUGAGUGUGGAGAGUAGGCUGCCAGAGACUGAACGCUCACGACACAAAGAGGUGGAGAAGCUUUUGAGAGCAGUGGCUGAUGGAGAUGUGGAGAUGGUGCGUUAUCUUUUAGAAUGGGUGGAUGAGGAGCCAGAUGAGGAGGAAUUUGAGGUACCAGUUAAGACAGAGUUGUGCCAUCCACUGUGUCAGUGUCCCAACUGUGAACCUACACAAAAGAAGAUAGCCCAUCUACAGCCAGAUAGUCUGGGUGUGAAUAGUAGCAGUGCUGACGGUUUCACUCCGCUCCAUGUGGCAGCGCUGCACGGACACACCGCACUACUGUCUCUGCUCACCCGCCAUGGGGCCAACAUCAAUGUCCGCAACAAUCAGAGCGUCACGCCACUGCACCUGGCCUGCCAGAACAGCCACAUACAGGUAGUGUCUGCUCUGUUGGAGUGUAACGCCAAACUGAAUAAGAAAGAUCAUUAUGGAAACACACCACUGAUUCAUGCAUGUUUAAAGGGACAUCUGGAGAUUGCAACGGUUUUGCUGGAGAGUGGUGCGUUGGUGAAUCUGGCUAAUAAUCAUGGUAACACGGGUCUGCAUGAGGCUGUGAGGGGAGGACACAUCCAGCUGGUUGAGCUGCUUCUCCACAGGGGGGCGCUGGUGCACAUACGCAACAAGAGACAGAGAACCGCUCUUGACUGUGCUCACGAGACAGGCGGCAAGAACACAGAGAUUCUGAGGCUCUUACAGAAAGCAUGUGCUGAUGCUCUGGAGUCUGAUCUGAUUAAACCACACUCUAGAGGAGCAGAGGGGAUUCUCGUGCACAGAGUUAAACAGCAUGAGAGUCCUGACAGUGGGAGUCGAGAGAGAGACCACACCAAACAACGGACUAAAAAGAGAUUGGACAGAGCUGUGACCAUCACUUGUCUAUCAGAGCAGACUCCAGACAGUCACAAUAACAGAUGGAGACUGAAGAGAGGUGAAACAGUGGACAGCAGCGGUCAGUUCUGCUGUCCACAGACAGAACACUCGCCCCACACCCAAACCAAGUGUCUGACCCGCUGUCACACCAUCAGCCAAAACCUGACCCAACACUCUCUUCAGACCCCACAACCCAUCUUCUCUGACCAUGAUACACAAGAGGAGGUUAUCAAUGGACCUCAGGAUACCAAAGGCUCAUGUGACCUCUCCCUCGAACCCUCACCUGACUCCGAGAAGCUCAAAAGGGAAUCAACGUUGGGGAGAGACCAAGAAGAGGAGGAAGACAUCCAGUCCAGAGGGAGUGAUGUGGAUUCAGCUGCCACAGAGAUGGACAAUGUGUUGAGAUGCUCCUCUGAGAGGUUCUGUUAAUCUGAUGUAAAAUUUGUGUUACCCAGUGAUGCCCCAGUCAUCUUCAAAUGACUCAUGCAGCUGGUUUAAAAGACUAAAUCUAAAUCAAUCAUUAGUAAAUAUUUUCCCUCCUGGUCUUUAUUGUGUUGUAGUGUUCAAACAUGAAGUAUGUAAAUUUCAUUGACCUGAAUGUGCAGAAAUGCAUAAGUGGCAUUAUAUUAUCCAACGUUAAAACAUGCAUGUUCUCAUGCCUGUGGUUUAUUAGAGAUUUUAUAGGAAUAUUCCAGGUUUAAAACAAGUUAAGUUCAAUCGACAGCAUUUGUAGCAUAAGGUUGGAUACCUCGGGUAAUUAUUUCAACUCGUCCCUCGUUUAUUUAAAAAUCGGGGUUACAGUGAGGCACUUAUAUGUAAGUGAAUGGGGCCAGUAAAUGUUAAAAUAUACAUUGUUUUAAAGACAAAAGACAUAAACAUAUGUGUUAAUGGGAUUUUAGUGUGAUAACAUUGCUUAUAGGGUUUACAGCAUUGCGUCGUCAUGGAAACGAAGUAGUACUAUUGGAUAUAACUUUACACUGACGAGGUUAUUAAGUGAUUUUAUCACACUAAAAUCAUGUUAACAUGUAUAAUGUUUGACUUGUGGCUAUACUUUUGAAACAAGGUGUAUUUUAAUGUUGAUGGUCUGGUCCCAUUCAGUUCCAUUGUAAGUAAAAAAAAAAACGAGGGACAAGUUUUUUUUUUUAUGGGAAUCAGUAUUAUACUACAAAUGCUGUCAAUUGAGAUUGAACCCAGAACAUUGCUUUAAGGGUCCUUAUGUAAAUUAAAAAAAUUGCUCCAUGGCAAAAAAAGAGGAAGUGCCA